AUGGCUCAUCUCCUUCUCCUCUCCUCUCCCUUAUCCAUCAGUUUGUGUUUCUUUGCUUGGUUGCAAGGUUUCUUGGUCGUUCAUGGCAAUACUAAUCUCACCCACUCUUCUUUCACGCCCAUUAAUCGUGAUCUGUACCAUUCCAGUGGGGAUUUGAUGGAAGAAAUAAAAGCUUUGGUCUUUCGUCACCCAGACCGGCUCACUUUCGAUACAAUUAAAUCUCGAAACAAGGGCUACUCUGCUGAGAUCGCAGUAGUUACCUAUUGCCGGAGAAGCCAAGAGACUGAUGACAGGCCAAAGUUUCGGAUACUUCUUAGUUUUGGACAGCAUGGAAGGGAGCUCAUUACAUCUGAGCUUGCUUUGCGAAUCCUUUCAAUCUUGAGUAAAGAACAGUUUCUACCCAACCUGGACCCAGCCUCCUUAGACCAUACCCUUGACAAACUCUUGAUAAAGAUGGUUCCUAUGGAAAACAUAAAUGGCCGCAGAAUUGUUGAAGCAGGAGAUCUCUGUGAGAGGAGAAAUGGGAGAGGAGUUGAUCUCAACCGUAAUUGGAGCGUAGAUUGGGGCAAAAAGGAGAAGGAUUAUGAUCCAUAUGAGGAAAAUCCUGGAACUGCUCCUUUCAGCGAACCUGAAACUCAGAUAAUGCGGAAAGUUGCCAUGUCAUUUGAUCCACACAUAUGGGUUAAUAUACACUCUGGAAUGGAGGCUCUAUUUAUGCCAUAUGACCAUAAGAACACAACCCCUGAUGGAGUUUCCUCGCACCAGAUGAAGUCAUUGCUUGAGGAACUCAACCAUCUGCAUUGCCAAAGGCGUUGCAUGAUUGGGUCUGGUGGAGGUUCUGUUGGGUAUCUGGCACACGGGACAUCAACUGAUUAUAUGUUUGAUAUUGUAAGGGUGCCAAUGGCUUUCACCUUUGAGAUAUAUGGAGAUGGAGCAGCAUCAUCAAGAGAUUGCUUCAAAAUGUUCAAUCCCACUGACUUUGGUACCUUCAAUAGAGUUCUCAAUGAAUGGUCUGCGGCAUUUUUCACAAUUUUUAAAUUGGGGCCAAACCAGCUUGGUGAAAAUUAUUCCAAGGCUUCUGUGCCCACCUUAGACAAGUGGGUAUCCAUAGAUGAGUAUCUUGACGGGUACUUAGUUGAGAGGAGUAGCAGAUAUGGAAAGAAGAUGGAGGUGCUUGAAUUAGGAAUGCAGGAGAUAAGAACAUAUUUCAGGCUCUUCUUGUUAUCUUCCGUCCUGUUAUUGUUCAUGUUCUGUUCCAGAAUUUCAAAAGGAAAGUGUGCUAGACCAAUUGUUUCUGCUAUUGCACUCUGA
Molecule: messenger RNA, 1311 nt
Organism: Prunus armeniaca (apricot)
Lineage: Eukaryota; Viridiplantae; Streptophyta; Magnoliopsida; Rosales; Rosaceae
Source: the annotation of a GenBank genome assembly